AUGGGGCUUCCUGAUCCCACCAUCGACCUUGACUGGGGCGGCUAUGUUGGCGCCAUCCACGAGAUAUUCCGCAAGAAUGCUUUGAAGAAUCCUGAUGCGCCGUGCGUCACGGAAACAGCCUCCUCCACCACAAAUGAGAGGAGAUUCACCUACAAGCAGAUUUAUGAGGCGUCCAACAUUUUGGCCAACCAGCUUCACGAAGCUGGCAUCACCAAUGGCGAUGUCGUGAUGAUCUUUGCUUCUCGUUGCGUUGAACUCGUCAUCGCCUUCAUGGGAACCCUGGCUGCCGGUGCCACUGUUACCGUCCUGGACCCCGCAUACCCCCCAGCGAGACAACAGAUCUAUCUCGAGGUCUCACAGCCCAAGGCUCUGAUCACGAUUGGCCGAGCCAGGGACGAUCAUGGUGAUUUUGCGCCGCUUGUUCAGAAGUACAUGGACGAGGAACUAUCUCUCAAGAUCCAAGUACCCGAGCUACGGAUGAGCGAUGAUGGCCGCCUUACCGGUGGCGAGAUUGACGGCAAGCAAGUCUUUACCGAUACUGAAAGCAAAGCACAAGCGCCCCCGGAUGUUCUGGUAGGGCCCGACUCAACAAGUAUCUUGAGCUUUACCAGUGGCACAACAUCAAGACCCAAGGGCGUGUUGGGCCGUCAUUACAGCUUAGCCAAGUACUUCCCAUGGAUGGCUAAAACAUUCAACUGGACCUCGGACACAAAGUUCGCUUGUCUGAGUGGUAUAAGCCAUGAUCCUAUUCAGCGAGACAUUUUCAGUCCGCUUUUCAUGGGUGGAGAGCUGAUUUGCCCUGCUCGAGAGAACAUCGCCCACGAAAGGUUGGCUGAGUGGUUCCGUGAUCACAAACCCAACGCGGUCCAUUUGACACCCGCAAUGGGGCAAAUCUUGUGCGGCGGUGCUAAGGCAGAGUUCCCUUCAUUGAAGUGGGUUCUCUACGUUGGUGAUAUUUUGACCAAGAAGGAUUGCGCUUCGCUCCGCAAGCUGGCACCCAACGCGGAGAUCUGUGCUGCCUAUGGUACCACUGAGACGAGCCGCAGCGUGUCGUACUAUCACAUCAAGAGCCGCGCUGAAGAUCCAGAUGCGUUGGAUAGAUUGGGCGACAUUAUUCCUGCUGGAAGGGGCAUUGAGAAUGUCCAGCUUCUCGUAGUCAACCGCGAGGAUCCUACCAAGCUUUGUGGCGUUGGAGAGAGUCCUGCUAACCUUCUGCUGCACGGAUAUCUGGAUGACGAAGAGAAAACCAAGGAGAAGUUCCUCCAGAACUGGUUUGUCGACAACCAGAAAUGGGUUGAUGCCGAUAACAAAGUCGCCGAUCACGCUAAAGAGCCCUGGAGAAAGUACUACAAGGGCCCUCGAGACAGAAUCUACAGGAGCGGCGACUUGGGGUACUUCUUGGACGACUCCGGUAACGCUGCCAUUAUAGGCAGAGCUGAUGAUCAAGUUAAAAUUCGUGGCUUCCGAAUUGAGCUUUCUGAGAUCGACAGCAACUUGAGGGGACACGCCAUCGUUCGCGAGUGCAAAACGCUGCUUCGAAGAGACCGGAACGAAGAGCCAACAUUGGUCAGCUACAUUGUGCCUGAACAGCAAGAAUGGCUCAAAUGGCUGGCAGAGCGCAACCUGGACGACACCAAGGACGAAGGCACUCAGAUCGGACCCGUCUUCGUAUAUUCCAAGCGCUACCGGCCGUUGCAGACAGAGAUUCGUGAUCAUCUCAAAUCUCGAUUGCCAGUUCAGGCCAUCCCGACUUAUUUUAUCUUCUUGGACAAGAUGCCUUUGAACCCGAACGGCAAGAUUGACAGCCCAAACCUACCGUUCCCGGACGCGGCCCUGAUCUCGCAAGAGACUUCAGAGGAGGAUCUGAAGAGAUGGGAAACGCUUAGCAGCACCGAAAAGGAACUGGCGGAGCAGUGGGCAACGCUGAUCAGUGGUCUGAAUGCGAGAACUUUGCAGCCUGAGUCAGAUUUCUUUGAAAGUGGUGGGCACAGUCUGCUGGCCCAGCAGCUCCUUCUCAAUAUCCGCAAGCAACUUGGGGUCAACAUGACCAUCAGCUCGCUGUACUCGAACUCAUCCCUCGGGGCUCUCAGCAAACAGAUUGACCGCCAGCGUGACGGCAAGAACGUUUCGGACGCGACGGAGGAAACCGAAGCUGCAUAUGCCGAGUCACUCGACAAGCUGCUCGGUAGUCUCGAUGCUAAGUACCAGACAGCGGACGCCGCAGCACUCUCGCCGCAAGGCAAGACAACCGUGUUUGUCACCGGCGCCACAGGCUUCUUGGGCUCCUACAUUGUUAAGGACCUGCUCGCGCGUGAGAGUAUAAAUGUGAUCGCCCAUGUCCGUGGAACAAAGAGCGUCGCGGCUGCCCUCGAGCGGCUUCAGAGGUCACUUCGCGGAUACGGCGUAUGGCAGGAUUCUUGGGCUGCUAGGCUUAGCGCAGUCAUCGGUGACCUGGCCCAGCCGCGUCUUGGACUCGAUGACGAUACGUGGAAUAUGCUUGGCGACACUGUCGAUGUGAUUAUCCAUAAUGGUGCCCUCGUUCACUGGGUAAAGCAGUAUGAGCAUCUCGAGCGCAGUAAUGUUCUGUCAACACUCGAUGCCCUGCGGCUGUGUAACCAGGGAAAGCCUAAGCUCUUCUCAUUCAUCAGCUCGACAAGCGUUCUGGAUACGGACCACUAUCUGGAUUUAUCACACGAACAGACCAAGACUGGACAAGGCGCUGUCAUGGAGGCUGAUGACAUGAUGGGCAGUCGCACCGGUCUCGGCACCGGAUACGGCCAGUCCAAAUGGGUCUCUGAACAGCUCGUCCGCGAGGCUGGCAGACGCGGCCUCCUUGGAUCGAUCAUCCGACCUGGCUAUAUCCUUGGAGAUGCUGCUACUGGUGUCUGCAAUACCGACGACUUUCUUCUUCGCAUGCUCAAGGGCUGCAUCCAACUUUCCAGCCGUCCGCAUAUCAUCAACACGAUCAAUGCUGUGCCUGUAGGCCACGUCUCUACCGUGGUUGUCGCAGCUUCCCUGAAUCCUAUCCCGGCUGGAACUGCGAAUAGCGUCCGCAGCAGCAGCGAUGACGUUGGCGUCCAUGUUAUCCAUGUCACUGCCCAUCCUCGCCUACGCAUGAACGAGUAUCUUUCUACCUUGAGCUUUUAUGGCUUUGAUGUUCCCGAGGUGGAUUACGACGACUGGAAGGCCCAACUCGAGACCUUUGUCUCGGCAGGUCCCACCCAGAAAGACGAGCAACAGAGCGCCCUGAUGCCUCUUUUCCACAUGGCAACGAAUGACCUCCCUAAAGACACCCGCGCGCCGGAACUUGACGAUCGCAAUGCUGUCGCUGUUCUCAAGGCCGAUGCGGACCGGUGGACAGGUAUUGACGAGAGUGCGGGAGAUGGCAUUAGUAGGGAAUCGGUUGGCCGUUUCUUGAGAUACCUCGUCGAAACCAAUUUCUUGCCGCGCCCGACUGGACGGGGCAGGGAAUUGCCGGCUAUCAAAGAUGGUGUUGUUGAGGCGCAAGCGAAAUGGGGCGUUGGAGGACGUGGUGGUGCAGCGUGA
Molecule: messenger RNA, 3546 nt
Organism: Colletotrichum aenigma
Lineage: Eukaryota; Fungi; Ascomycota; Sordariomycetes; Glomerellales; Glomerellaceae
Gene: lys2
Product: L-2-aminoadipate reductase large subunit
Exons: 5
Coding region: 1-3546 (1181 amino acids)
Biological process (GO): L-lysine biosynthetic process
Molecular function (GO): L-aminoadipate-semialdehyde dehydrogenase [NAD(P)+] activity
Source: RefSeq, a predicted model, not a curated record